ACCCCAAACUGAGUGGGACCCCCCAAAAGUGGAGGGUGAAGAGCACUGAGGUUUGGGGGUGAUGAGAAAUGGGUGGGAGAGGUCAGAAGAGUGGGGAAAGUGGAGGGUGGAACCCCCAAACUGAUCAUGAGGGGGCUGAGGAGUCUCCAGAUGCCAAUGCAGUUCUCAAAGCACAGCCUGGAACGGAGGAACUCGCAGCACAGGUUGACGAGAGGCUGGAGAGAGGGAGAACCUGGAAAGGGGGAAUGUCUGGGAAUGUGGCACCUCGAAGGCAAGAAUCAGAGAAUUUGGAGAUGGAUGGAACCAUCAGGGGGUUCAUUUGGGGUGGAAGGAGCGGCCAAAUCUCUUCCUGCAGGUGGGGCACUGGUAGAGCUUCACUUACCCGUGGGUCUCUUGGUGUCUCCUCAAGUUAGAGUUCUGGGUGAAGCUCUUCCCACACUCCCCACACUUGUAGGGCCUCUCCCCAAUGUGGAUUCGCCGGUGGGUGAUGAGGGGAAAGCCAGACACAAGUCUAGCAAGGAAAAGCCAAACUCCCCCCAGAGCCCGAAAAGUCUCCGGCAUCACUCCCCAAAAACACCCCGAAGUUCACCUGAGCCAAUGAAAAGCCAACUGCAGAGUGACUCAACCCUCGAGAGACCUGCCAGGCUGAGAAGGUUCCGGUGGAUCGUUCCUGCCCACGCUGAGGUGGAACUGAAGAUCCGCUUCAGCCCCACAGUGCCAGGGCAGUUUGACCAGCUGAGGAACUUUGAGAUCCUGGGGUCAAAGCGCCUGUACCAGUUGCCCUGCAGUGCCACUGCCCUGUACCCCAGCAUCAGCCAGAACCCACGGCUGGUGUUUCCUCGCGGGAGGAAGAGCAAGGAGAAGGAGGACAUCAUCUCCAAGGAAUAUGUCAUGAGCACAAAGCAGUUCCACUUUGGACCGCUUCUUUGUGGCAAGUCAGGAGAGUGGUAUGUGCUCCCUGCUCCCAAGUGA
Pipra filicauda (Wire-tailed manakin) is the source of this 972-nucleotide messenger RNA. RefSeq names its product hydrocephalus-inducing protein-like. The coding region runs from base 127 to 972 and encodes 281 amino acids. Gene Ontology annotation, cellular component: axoneme. The record is from RefSeq and is a predicted model, not a curated record. The transcript has 3 exons. Gene Ontology annotation, biological process: cilium movement; axonemal central apparatus assembly. Lineage: Eukaryota; Metazoa; Chordata; Aves; Passeriformes; Pipridae.